ACUUUCUGUUCAUUCGUUUACGAGUUUCGGUGCCGGAUUAUGCUUUUCGAGUUUGUUUGUAUUUUCACCUUGUUUAAUUCACGUGUUUUCAGUUUCUUUUUUUCAAACCACAACAGCUCGUUGUUGACAAAAAGGGUGAUGAUAUAAUAGCGAAGAUGAAUCUCAUAAUAUUUUGGCUGUUUGGCUUGGCUUCCUCGGUAUUCAGCUUAGACUCAUGUAGCAAGCGAAUGAAUAUUUUACUGCCGAAAGUGGUGGUUCCGGGGCAGAGUACUACCGCGUUAGUGCAUUUUCAUUCCAAAGACGAACAACAUAAUGUAACGCUUAGAUUGAUACGCUCUUCCGGAACUCCAUUUAACUUGGUGUCUUCCACUGAUGUACUGGCCCAGAAUACAGUGGUGAUUAAAGGAAAUGGGAUAGUAUGGUUGCAAAUACCGAGUCAAGAAAAUGGCAUGUACGAUAUUCAAGCAUUAUUAGACUGCACGCCUUCGGAUCAAAAUUGUACAAUGCAAACUAGCUCGAAAGUAAAACUCGCAGGGUCCGUGCGAGAUGUGAUUAUUCGACCGAGCAGUAAUUACUAUAGACCUGGGGAAACAAUUGUUUUUUGGAUUUUAUCAAUCGAUCAAACGCUGCGUGCACCGAAGUCAUCGUUGGCUAAAUUGUAUAUCAAAGACUCUAGAGGAAUAUCUCAAGCAUUCUGGGAAGAUAUUCCAUUGUUUCAAGGAACAAAAGAAUUCAAAAUGCCCAUUUCGGAAAGAGCGCCUCUAGGAAAAUGGACUAUACAGGUGCAAACAGAAGGAAACGUAUAUUACAGUGAACUGAACGUGUCUUUGGCUCGGGGUAGUAAUCAACCGCCGAACCGUGAACAAGUGGUCACGGAAAAACAUUUCGUUGAGUUACACUUCAGCAAUGAAAUGAGAAGAAAAUACAAACCUGGAUUACCGUUGAUGGGAAAGGUAGAAGCGGUAAGCUCCGAAGAAGAAGUUCGUGUUAGGGUAAAAGUUAUUGAUGAUCAGUUUACCGUUUUAUACAGCCAAGAUAUCGACAUGAACGGAAGGGAAGGUACAUUUUUCGUUCCAGCUGUUAUUACGAAUACCGAAGAAAUUACUGUUCAGGCGGAAUUGAUAUCACUGGGCGGAAAAGACGUUGACAGCCAGUACGUCCUCGCUAAAGAAACUCUACACAAAUGGAAGUCCGAAUCAAACUGCUAUCUUUUAAUUAAAGAUUUACACACUGAUUUAAAGCCUAGCAUAGAUGCAGAAGUGACAGUCCUAACAUCUUGUCCAUGUAGCGGUGAUAUGCAUUACGUCGUAACGACUGAAGGAAGAAUGAUUUCAUGGGGAGAGCUAACGUUAUCGAACCAAACAAAUGUUCCAAUCAAUCUUGAUAGCAUAAUGCAGGGUGUCAAUAUUUACGAAUUUAAUAUUUCAUUUUCAAUCGAAUCUGAAAUGGCUCCAAUCAGUCAUCUAUUUGUAUAUUACACAACGCCUUCGGGUGAAAUUGUCGGAGAUUCCAUUAGUUUUCGCGUGAAACUUCUACACGAAAAAGUGAGUUUGAUUCUGGAUGAAAAUAAUGUUUGGUAUAUUGAAGACAAGAUCAAAGUGGGAAUUCUAUCGUUUCCGAAAACGCAUGUAUGCUUAGUGGGUGGAAGAUCAGAAGAUAUGCAUCUUCCAAACAGGGAGCCACUAGAACCGAGUCAGCAAAUAUUAGAAGAUGGCAUGUCAUUUUUGAAUUCGUGUGAUAAUCGAACUGAAAAUGAAGACUUUCACCUUCCAAAGCACGUAAGCUAUUACCCGAGCACGAUGAUAAAUCAAGUAUGGCUGUGGAAAUGUUUCAAUUAUACAGAAGACAUAGAAACAAACGGAGUCACUUUGCCUCCUACAAACGGGCCGGGUAAAUGGAAAUUGUGGGUAUUUUCAGUUUCGGAUACGGCUGAACUGAGGAUAUCAGAACCAGUCACCGUUAACGUAUUUUCACCGGUCAAUAUUCAAUUCGAACUGCCAACGACAGUUAAAGUAAUGGAGAUUGUACAAGUCGAAAUCACGAUAUCAAGCAACAUAAAUUCCUGUAUCGAUAUUCACGCUUUGAUUGCUCUCAGCGAAGGUGCCAUAUAUCCUGGUAUAGACAUGUCUAUCGUAUCGGAAAAAUUACGGUUAGGAGGACACGGCGCUACAUCCAUUGUAGUACGCAUUCAACCUGUCACUCCUGGCUUAAAAACAAUGACUGCUAACGUCAGCUGCUAUGUACGAGAAGGUUGCGAAGAGGCUGCCAAUUCGGUUGAAGAUUUCGACGUUAAAAUUCCAAUCACCAGUGUGGUCACGCAUUCAGAAACGCUCGAAGCGAUGCCAGAAGGGAUACAAAAAAUACACACCGAAAGUGCCUAUUUUUGCGCCAAUGAAGAAGUGUUGACAUUACCAUCGCGAGAAAUUCAUUAUAACUUCAUACCGGCUCCGAGGAAAAAAUACAACAUCGUUUUCGAUAUCAUAGCGGAGAAAAAUUUCCAUAUUGCUUUAGCCGAGCAACAAAAUUCGUCGAAAAAUAUUUACCAAAUAUAUUUAGGUGAUUUUGAUAACACAGUGUCGUGGAUUGGACGCGGUAAACACAAUUACCAAGUGCAUCUUACCAGCGCUCAAACACCUUAUAUCUUGUCUGGAGCACAAUACCAAACUUUCUGGCUAAGCUGGGAAAAUUCAGUGAUAAAUAUAGGCAAGGGGAGUGUCGUUGGAAGUAAUCCAUUCCUGACUCAUAUCAUAGACCGCAAGAUGAAGAUAAAUUAUAUCGGAUUUUCAUCAAAUUGGGGUGUGAAGGGUCAAGUGAGGAUAUCUGAACAUAACGACGAAUCCGGAUAUUCGCAAGUACUGCGUUUAGAAAUUCCUCAUCGUAUACUUUCAGGAUCUGAAAAAGGUUACCUUUAUGUAACCGGAGGCUUAUGCUUGCCACUUGUCUUUCAAAAUAUGGAAAUAAAAUCCAACGUUUAUCCUUUUAGCAGUUUAGCAUCAACACUUUCAUCCUUCACACCAGUUUUAUUGAUGGACAGUAUGGCGUGGGAUUUGGAUUGGUUAUACAGCAAGUUCAAUAAAUCCUACAUUCACGAAGCAAUCGAAAAAAAUAUUCAAACUCUGUUAACCUACAUGAACGACGACUAUUCGUUUAGCGACCAUCCGAAUGUUACGGACCAUUUGAACACAGUUAGAGUUUUUGAAAUUCUAUCGAGGGCACAAUAUUACUGGAAGAUUGAUUCGCAAUUAAUUGAAAAUAUUAAAAAAAGGAUCCGUGGUAAUCAGAAAGACGAAGGGUACUUUUCUGAUACAAAUAACGCAUCGUUGGAAGAUAAGGUAGCAAUAACCGCGGAAACUUUAUCAGCAUAUGUGGAAGUUGGUUUUCACGAGGAAGAUUAUGAUACGAUAUUAAACAGUCAAAGAUACAUUGAGAGGAACAUUCAUAAAAUUAACAAUUCAUAUGUGAUUGCGGUUGCAUGUUACGCCCUGAAAUUACUCAAAAGCGAUGUUGCCGAAGAACUUGUAGAUAAAUUGUACGCUUUGAAAAGGGUAGAUGGAAACGAAAAUGACUGGCAAAACACGCAAUCGGCAACAGUUCCUUCUCCAUUUGACUGGUUGUAUGAAAAAGAAGAGCAUAUAUCCGACGAAGAGAAAAAACAAUUGAUUUCAAAUUAUUUGGCAAACUAUAAAGCUUCUGCUUAUGAGGUUCUAGUCCACACAUUGAGGAAAGACCCCAGACGUGCGGAGCCGGUUGUGAAAUACAUUUUCUAUCGGUCUAAUAUUUUAGAUCAACAUCCCGAGGUAUCAUAUUUAGUGGCCAAAGCGUUAGUUAUGUUUUCUCGUAUCUCUCGGAACAUCCAUCCAUCAUUGACCAUUUCUUUAGCCACGUCGGGUAUGGAGUUGACUGACACAUUGGAACUGAAAUCUGAACACGCUCCUCAUAUUUUAGACUUGCCAUCACUACCCACUAAAGUAUUUAUUUACGCUACUGGAGCAGGAUGCUCGACUGUUCAAAGCCAAGUGACGUAUUCAACGUACGAAACAACGGCAGCUUAUUCUUUCGAUAUAAUUUCAUUUAUCGAAGCGGAAAUUCCUGCUCAUUACAACGUAGUGGGAGAUCCCGAAGGACUUUAUCCUCAGCUCAUUUUAAAAUCAUGUUUCAAGUUAGACAAUCAUUCAAAAGGUUUCAGAAUGGAAGCAAUACUGUUCUCAGGAUAUAGAUUAGAUUCCGUGCUUUCAGUAUCUCCUUCGGAUGCCAAUUUCACUUAUGGCUCUGCAGGAGAUAAAGUUUGGUUCAUGUUUGCCAACGUGCCUGAAAAAUGUGGAAUUUGUGUUCGAUAUGUAAUACAAAGUUCAUUCAUUAUUUCGUCAUUGAGACCAAUGUUCUUCAGAAUGUACGAAAUUGAAAACCCGCAAAUAGUUCAAGAGCUUUUUGUGCAUUCCUUAAAUAAAGACAGCCUGCUCAGAACUGAUGUCACUGAUGCUCAUUUUACGACUUGGUUCGGCUCAUCUAACGGUGGUCGAUCUAAUAACUACAAUGAUCUAUCAUACUUCUAUCAAUGUGAUAUGCUAAUACAAAACAAAAGUGACAUUACAAUCCCAACACUUAAAAAUAACCAAGAGACUCGUAAUCCAACCCAGAUAAGUACAACAAUAGAAAAAUCACCCAAAAAUUCCAAAUCAAGCUCAACUGCAAACCAGCCGGAGUCAACAACAAGUGAUGACAUCAGUGGAGUAGAAUUCACCACUAAUUAUGCAGAAGAUACCUCUUCAUCAAACGAAGACAAAUACACGACGUAUUCGACAAGUAUCAAAACAACAAACAAAACGUCCAUUGCUAUACCUAAUACAACAGCAAUAAAUAAAAUCGACAAUCGUGGAAGUAUUAACACGAUUACAUCAAAAAAAGACUCGAAUAAAUCGAUUACUGAUAAAAGCCACGAUAAAAAAAUGAAAAAUGAUAGGAACGAAACAAAAGUUAGUACCAAAUUACCACUCAGCUCAACUACCAAGGAAAAUUUAACUCAAGAUGAAAGAAAGCUAGAAACAAAAAAAAAUAAACGAUCCAACUCUGAGAAAGCACUUCAGAAAACUAACGAAUUUCCCAAAAAAUAUCACAAAGAAAACGACACCACAAACGACGAAGUGAAGAAGAAACACAUCAUUAAGAAAACAACGCCAAAACCAAAAUCACAAAUCACUAUCAAGCCUACAAAAACACAUUCAACUCGAAAUAUCACGAUAUCAACCACACCCACAACUCGAGAUACGCAAAAUGAUACAGAUUUCUAUCUGGAAAAUGUAUCGGAAAAUGUAUCGGAAAACGUAUUGCAAUCUAGCAACUCAACUUUAAAACCUCAAAAUGAAACUAUUUUCAGAAAAAAAGAAAUCAAUAAAAUUGUCGUCGGACAAAACGAAUUAAUAUUUGAUUUAAGCUACGAAGUUACAACAGCAUCGCCAAAUGCAUCCAAUCAUUUGCAAGAAAAGAAAACUACAACGAGUGCUCUGUGGGGUAUGUUAAAAGAAGUAGCGUAUGAUACUAAACGUAAACCACUGACACCAUCUAAAUAAAAAAAACUCGUGAUUGGUUUAGAAUGGUUUUACAUUUGACCCUUUCUCCCUCCUCUUCAACAAAAAAAAAAUCAAAAAGGUUGAGAAUUGAUUCGGUGUCAAUUCACAAUUUAUUUAAGGUAUAGCCACUGCCAGGAAAAAAAGAAAUAGGCAGGUAAUCUCGUAUUUGGAAUUUUUCUUAUUAUAAAUUUAAAAGAUUGAACGGCUGUUAACUAUUAAUUCUUUGAAUCGAGAACGUUAAAUAGACCUACCCUUGAUUAUAUAAGUACCUAUUUUGAUGUAAGUAAAUUAAUAACGUUCUCAUUUAGGAUAAGCUAACAAAAGCCAAUUAAUUAUAGAAAAUGCUCAACAUGUUUUAUUCGAUUGAUUAUGUUUACCAUUUUAUGUGAAUAUUUUUUAAUACAUGUAGAUUUCGAAUAGAUAAGGAAUUGUACAUACAUUUUAUACAGUCAUGUUCAAUGCUCUUUUACAAACUGUUGAAUAGUUUUAUUUUUUGUUAUUUCUGCUGAAAAAUAUUACAUCAUAGAAUAUGAACUGGUGGGAUAGUGGAUGGAUUCAUGAAACACUUGGGUAAAUAGUACCUAUUCUUACCAUUUUUCAAUUCUAUAAUCGAUGGAUUUGUUAUGCAUUGAAUGUUCUUAUUGCCUUUGUUUUUUUUUGUUUUGUUUUUUAAAUACAUACACUACUAUUAUUAAUUAUUAUAAUUUAUAUGUAUAAAUUUAAAUUGAAAAAAUCUCUUUUUGUUUAAAUGAAUGAAAAUGAAAAAAUAAAAAUCUUCGUUCUUUGCAAGGAACGAGGCGCAUUAACAUUGGAAUUUUUGUACUUGUAUAAAUAAUAUUUCGUAUGUUAAACAAAAAACAUUAUAAAAUUACUUUUUUCAUUAUUUUUUGUAAAUAUGUACUCAUUUACAUUUGAAAAUAUUUUGAUUACACGCACACUUUCAAUAAAUUAGGUCUACGCUUCUAUGUAGGUCUUCCAUACCUCAAGAUUAAGAAAAUUUCAACUACCUACUUUACCUGAACACAAAAUUUAGCACAAAGCAAUACCUACCUAUUACACUUUAAAAGCCUAGCGUUUUGCGAACUUUGUACUUAACUUUUUGUAGAUAAAAUUUUUAAUUGUAAGUUUGAGAUCAAACAUUCUGGAUUUAAAUUGAAUGUAUCAAGUCUUUCGAAAUCCUAAGAAUAAAAAAUUAAUAAAAGAAGUUGAUAAAUCUGCAAGUUAUUAUACAUAAACUGCACGUGUUUAAAAAAAAAUGAAACAGCGAAUUGUAGUGUGGUUAACUACACAUUUGGUAUACGAAUACCCACGUGUACGUAUUUAUUUAAAGAGAGAAUGUACAAUAGAUGAACAUGAUUAGAUCAUCAUAUUCGAGCAUAAGUUGAAUUAUACAUGAUAUUGUAGCAAUGGAAUGAUUUUUAAUUUGUUAGGCAUUAAAUCUGUGAAGUUAUAUAAAUGUAAUAAAACUUUUAGAAUGAUGA
Molecule: messenger RNA, 7048 nt
Organism: Planococcus citri (citrus mealybug)
Lineage: Eukaryota; Metazoa; Arthropoda; Insecta; Hemiptera; Pseudococcidae
Product: C3 and PZP-like alpha-2-macroglobulin domain-containing protein 8
Exons: 27
Coding region: 156-5567 (1803 amino acids)
Molecular function (GO): endopeptidase inhibitor activity
Source: RefSeq, a predicted model, not a curated record